AUGCCGCCGGUGUCGUACCCGUUUUCCAUGGCGGGCGACUACCUCGCGACGACGUUUGCAGACAUGAUGCACGCGCCAUCCUUCCGCAAGCACGUGUGGACGAAGAUGCAGCUGGCGGAGCGACGUCGGCUGGACGCACUGCGGCUGCAGGCACUCUACGGCGAUGCUCCCGUGGCGGUGGCUGCGUCUGGAGGAGCCGCCAAUACUACCAAUGGGGCAACAGCAGCCAGCACCGUGGAUGUAACUAGCGAGGUAACACCGCAGAGCUCGUCACAGCACACACACCCAGCUUCUGCUGCCCCCAGUAGCGCCGAUGGCGUGGUGGAUCCCCCCUCACACGCAGCGGCAGUGAAAGGGACCCCGUACGCGUCCACCAGCUGGAGCUCCUUGGUGGCCUCGCGGCCACCUGCACCGCCGCGGUGGUUUGACAUCGCCGGACGUGCCCGCUACUCCGCAUGGGAGGCGCUGCGCGGUCGGAUGUCUGCCGACGUCGCCGCCGAGUGCUUCUGUGCGGAGUUUCUCAGCCUCGUAAAGAAGUAUCCGCAUCCAACUUUGCUGCCCCUCAUCGAGGCUGCCCUAAGCACUGCCCAUGAGCUUGCCUGUCGCAGCCGUGCCGCGCCGCCUCGCCCACUGGCGGCCCCAUCGGCCUCUACUGCUGCAGCGCACAGCACUAGCGCCGCCACCGCUCCGUCGUCGCCGCCGACGGCGGUACUCCAGGUACGCGCGUUGCAAGGAGACCCGGCUGCUCUAGCUCUUCUCUGGAUCUGCCGCGCCUAUCGACUGCCCUGUGAAUUCACGGUAGAGCCGUUGUCCAAGGCUCUCGGGGCACACACGACUGGCGCUUCUACGAGAACCUCGCCAGCGUAUGGUGUAAAGCGUGGCGAGGCCGCCAACAGCUGCCCCACUGAUCUGGCCACCAUCAACCCGUACCUGUCCUACACCAUGGCGGAUGCGUGCUACCCAUUCACUGUAUCGCUGACGCAGCCUGCCGCGGCUGCCGCUGGGGCGUCGCCAUCGACAAUGGCGACAACCGUCACCACUCCAGAAGCCGCAUUUGUGUUGCUGACGGACACAUUUCUCGCCGACUACUCGCAUUGGAUGGGGGUGCCCUCUGGCCCGGUAAGCGCAGCGGCGCUGUCGCCCACGUCGCGCCUCGUCCAGCGAGGCGCCUGGCUGGACGAGCUGCAGCACAUCACGCGCCACGUGCGGACACCGAUACUGGCUCUCCUGGUGCAUCAGGCUACACAGUCGAAGCGGCUACGCCGUAUGAGUGCUUCCGCUGCUGCAGCUGAGCGUCAGCAUCUUCUCCGUGCUGUCGCGGCGCACCUGCACACCUACGAGCGAUGGACAAUGGAUCGUGUGCUAUCCCGCCGCGUCCAUCAGGCGCAAAGCGUUUUUUUGCCGCUGCUGGCCUCCACCGCCGUUGUCGACUGCCUCCGACACGAGUACGCGCCAGAUGCAAAGGUCGUCAGUGCGACGGACGCAUACGUGUCCAGUUGCGGCUACACGCUGUGCACACACCCGUUUUGUGCUGACGUGUUCCCACUUCUGCGAGCGCCGCCCGUGCCUGUGGCGGUUCUGCACGAUACCGUGCAAGCACAGUGGCCGUCGUCAGAGGGGCCGCCGAGCGAGGCGGUGUUGCAGCCGCGGACGGGCAGCGCCACUGCCUCCUACGAGCCAUGGGCACUCCCUCUGUAUCUCUCCGGUGUUCCAGCUGAAUGCAAUACAACAAUCAACCGGCUUCUGCGUCGUGAAGCAAACGGUGCCAUGCGGCAGGAGCGGCAGCAGCAGCCGGUGCGCCUGUUCAUGUGCGGAGAAAGGGAGGCGAAGGUUGGUCACAGCAGCAGCAGCAGCAGUGUUGGUGGUGGUGGUGGACUCAACGCAAAAACUGAUAUGUCCUCCACACAACCGCAACAACAACAGCAGCAGCAGCAGUGUCGGGCCGGCUACUAUGCCAUCAGCGCGUCGAGUAUCACGAAGGAGGCAGCCGAGGCAGUCGAGAAGCUUAUACUUGCUCGCAUGUUCUCCCUGCGUACGGAGGACUUGAACUCCGACUCUGACGCUGUGGGCAGCACGAGCAGCGUGAGCGGGGUGCCGUUUCUUGUCCUUGGUCAUGUGUUUGCGCUGACGUGGGCGCUCUGCCAGGAGCAGGUGCCUGGCUUCCCGUACUUCAUGUUGGACGGCAACCCCCAUCAUUGCGGCGGCUAUUCGUUCCUGUCUGAGGACGCGGAGAAGAAAACGUCAGCAGCAUCCCCCUCGCGCGCACGAAGGCGUUUUCAAGUCACGCUGUCCCCUGCACCCGUGACGGCGGUUAUGGCCACCGCAGACCCCGGCGCCUCGAUGUUGCCAACCAUUGUUGUGGGUGCAUCAGCGGUGUCCUCUGCCUCCAGCCAGGACGGUGGCGUGAGUCUGGAGUCUCGGCUCCGGUACGGCUGGAAGGCUUUCAAGGACACGCUCGCGAUGAGAGCUGCGCGGCUAUCUUGGGGGCGCCGCUCUGAAGAUGAACCGACUGGCGCCGGCGGGGGCAACGAACAAAGUGCAGGUGUGAACGCGACACACGUUCUGUGCAAUGAGGCGUAUGUUACCGGUGCAACUUAUUCGGCGACGACUGGUGCAGUCAGGGCGACGUCGCGGCUAUGA
Molecule: messenger RNA, 2640 nt
Organism: Leishmania braziliensis MHOM/BR/75/M2904
Lineage: Eukaryota; Euglenozoa; Kinetoplastea; Trypanosomatida; Trypanosomatidae
Exons: 1
Coding region: 1-2640 (879 amino acids)
Source: RefSeq, a predicted model, not a curated record